CAACACUACUAUAUAACAAAUAAUUUGAGUUUUAGAUGUUCAGUAUAACUUGAUGGAAGAUAGUAAAGUCUGGUUUUGCCGAUGGAGUGACAGGAAAAACAAAGUAUUUUACGUUAACAUAAAAAAUCGGAAAUCUAGUUGGGUGAAGCCUGAGGGUUACCUUGAGACAGAAGAUGAACUAAAGAAAAUAGCAGAGUGGCAACUAACAAAAAGGAAACCUUCCUCUGAAACUGUACCCUUAAACGGAGGUUCCAAACCAGACAAAAAUACAGCAGAAGAAAAAUUAGCACCUUUAGAGGGCAGACUUCCUCAAUCUCCAGAUCAGAAAAAGCGGAAUAAGUCAUCAAAAAAGCGGUCUCCAAAGCUAUCAUCUGAAGAAAUCAGAAAUAUAAAGAAGAUCAGGAUGACAUCAGAUUCUAUGGCUGAUAAGACUGUAUCGGAUCCUGCAGGAGACUACGUACAGGUAUUCAGUGAGAAGAGACAGAUAUACUACUACUACAACAUGAAGACUAAAAUCUCUCAGUGGAAGAGACCAGCUUGUUUCCAAGCUGCCGAGACGGAAAAAGCUAUCGAGAACGCAAACCUGAAGAAAUCGGAGAUUUACAGGAACGGCACAUUGAACAGCAACCUCAAUGAUAGUGUUUUAUCAGAAGAAGAAUUAGAAGAAGAAGAAGAAGAAGAUCAUGAAGAAGAUGAGAUCCUCUCAAAAUCCACUCUGAAUGUUGACGCGCCGUGUUUUGAAAUGACGUCCACACUUAACGUCAACGCUAAACCUUUCGUUCCGAGGCCUCUGGAGCAGAUAAAAACCCUGUCGUGUAGCGAUUUGUCUCAAACCGAAAAAAAGACAGAAGAUGAUUCGUCCAUUGAGGAGCCGAAAAUGCGCAACCGAAACGGUAAGAGAAGAGUGAUCCUAAGUAGGCGUAGUGAUCCAACUCCGAAUAGAAAACUAGCUGGUUCACCCAACCAUGUCAGAUUGCCCGCAAAAGAGCGCUUGUCUCUGUCAGGAGUGAAACCAGGAAGAAGUGUCCACGAUAGACUCGGUAUCAGGACUCCAAUAUGUGCUCCUGAACCGUUCCUGUUGAGUGAAGUUGAAAGUAACGUGCUGGUUCCGGAAGUAGAUCUGAUCAGAUUAUCAAACCCUCCCCCUCACCCUGACUGUGAGAUUCUGAGGUACUCUGAAGUUCAGGCUCUCAGACAACUCUUCUCCAACCUCUGUCAACACAAACUUGGUUUAGAAGAACCGACUGAAGCAUUAAACCGUUGGUUAUUGGAACAAAAGCUCAGAUGUACUGAACACAUCGACCCUUUCUUCAGCUUCUCUGAUGAGAAGACAGUUUCUAUGUAUCGUGAAAUAAUGGAAGACGUGCCCAUGAAGUACAAGCUACCUCGUCAAGUUAAAACCUGCACUAAAACUCUUGAAAAGUUUGUAGACAAGAUGAAGAACCUCGCUAAAGAAUGGGGAGAAGAAAAUGAGGUCGACAAAAAAUGUGAGGCUGUUCUUUCUAAAAACGUUCCAUCCUCUGACACCAGGGGGCUGAUGUCGGAGCUGCGAGACUCAUGUAGAGAUGUGAUAGAGCGACACUUCAAAGUUAAGGUAGACGAGGUGUGCGAGCUGAUGAACGACCAGUGCAGAGACAGUGCUGUUAAAGUUAUGGAGUUCUCCAGAUCGGAGGGAUUGGACCGGACUAUGCCCCCUCCCUCUGUCUCUACCUCCACUAGACUGGUAGGAUGCCGCCCGGCCACGCCCCUCAUCAGUGAGGAAAGUGUACGUGGGGGUGACGUGUCGGUCACCAUGUGUAGCACUGAUAAGGAUAGUAGUUGUAGAAUCACUUAUCAGGGAAGUUCUCUCUCUAUCAACAGAUCUCACUACAAGAAACUGGAGGAUCUAUAUAAAGCAACCAACGCCACUAAAGAGAAAGAGAAAGAGGAGUUUAAUAGCAGGGUGUGGUGCCUACUAAAGAGAUACAAGAUGUUGCGCUCCUCAAUAGUAGGAACAAAGUUGUGCCAAGAAAACUUCGGGCUCCACGCAGCUCUACCCCACAAAGCCUUCCACCUCCUUCACCGCAAGUUCCACGUCUCUUUCGAGUGUUUCGCGUCCCCUUUUAACUGCUACUUCAGUCAGUACUGUUCAGCUUUCCCGGACAUUGACUGUUAUUUCGGGUCCCGGGGCUCCUUCUUCGACUUCAAGCCCAAGAGAGGCUCGUUUCAAGCCAACCCACCCUUUUCAGAAGAAGUCAUGUUAACCAUGGCGGAUCACAUGAUUAGUUUACUUGAGGAUUCGCAGGAUCCUCUCAUGUUCGUUAUCUUCAUUCCUGACUGGAGGGAGCCGAUGACUCCCGCCAUUACUAGACUAGAAAACACAAUUUAUUGCACCCACAAUAUUUUAUUAGCCAGCAGAUCUCAUCAGUACAUUACUGGAAACCAGCACCUACAAUCAGUUACCCACUAUGAUGCAGUCCACGGUACGCAAGUGUACGUCCUGCAAAACGACGCCGCCAUCGACGAGUGGCCUAUAAGCCACAAAGAUAUGGACCAUCUCCGGGAUGCCAUGUCUUAUAAUAGAGAGUGGAACUGAUCUGGUAAAAAGGUGCAAUAUUAAGGGGACAUUACGCGGGACUUUCAUAGUUUGAGAAGUAGAACUGCUGGGGGGGGGGUUUUAACACAUAAAGUUUUAAAGUUUUUCCACAUAAAAACAGAUAUUUGAUUUUUGGGUGAAUUUUGAAUUAUAAGUUUUAAGUUAAAACAUAAACCAGUGUUAUUAUUUAGAGCAUGAAGAGCUAUUUGUGUUUAAUGAAAAGAAAUUAAAGAGGAUAUAUAAUUAAUUUGUGCGUUAAGAUAACUUAAAGUUUAUAUGUAAUAUGAUCACAAUUUAGAUUUCCGUAUUUCUACUUAGCAUUUAAUUUAGUUUAGUUCAUAAUUCAUUCUUUGAGUUUAUAAGAAUAUAAUAAGUUAAUUAGUUAAUUAGUUCAGAACUAUUAAUUAAUUUUUAUCAGAAAGUGCAGUGAUAUGUUUUCUUGGCUGUUUAUUUAAUGAAGUUCUGGGAUUGCUUCACCGUUACUAUUAGUUGCACCGUUACUAUUAGUCGCACCGUUACUAUUAGUCGCACCGUUACUAUUAGUCGCACCGUUACUAUUAGUCGCACCGUUACUAUUAGUCGCACCGUUACUAUUAGUCGCACCGUUACUAUUAGUCGCACCGUUACUAUUAGUUGCACCGCUACUAUUAGUCGCACCGCUACUAUUAGUCGCACCGUUACUAUUAGUCGCACCGUUACUAUUAGUCGCACCGUUACUAUUAGUUGCACCGUUACUAUUAGUUGCACCGUUACUAUUAGUCGCACCGUUACUAUUAGUCGCACCGUUACUAUUAGUUGCACCGUUACUAUUAGUCGCACCGUUACUAUUAGUUGCACCGAUACUAUUAAUCACACCGUUACUAUUAGAGUCGCACCGUUACUAUUAGUUGCACCGUUACUAUUAGUCGCACCGCUACUAUUAGUCGCACCGUUACUAUUAGUCGCACCGUUACUAUUAGUUGCACCGUUACUAUUAAUCACACCGACCUUUAUUUAGAGUAAAUUCAAAUUAGUUAUUUUUUGGCAUCAAAUAAAAUGUAAUAUCUAAUGAACUUUAUGGGAAUUUAUUAGAAUGAAGAUGAAUAGUUUUGCAAAUUAAUUUUAUUGCUUUUUGUGAUACAAUUUUUCUGUAAUUUUCUCUGCAAUUUGGUAAAAGGAAAUUAAGCUUCUUUUAGCAACGUUAGCUGACUGAAAAUUAUCUAAUUUCAGCAUGAUGUAACCAUGGCAACCACCAUGAUGUUAGUUGUAACUGAAAGAAACACUACACGUUAAAGCAAUUUUUUAAUCUAAAUAAUGAUAUAAAGGUAAUUAAAUGAAAUAUCAUAUUAUAGCAGCACAAAGGUAUGAACAUUAUAGCACUAGCUACUACUAUUCGGUGUGUAAUCAGUUAUGAUUUUCAGUGUUGUAUUUUCCAUUGUUAAAAUUAUAUUGUA
Molecule: messenger RNA, 4008 nt
Organism: Bolinopsis microptera
Lineage: Eukaryota; Metazoa; Ctenophora; Tentaculata; Lobata; Bolinopsidae
Product: mRNA (2'-O-methyladenosine-N(6)-)-methyltransferase-like
Exons: 22
Coding region: 53-2575 (840 amino acids)
Cellular component (GO): nucleus
Molecular function (GO): RNA polymerase II C-terminal domain binding; mRNA (2'-O-methyladenosine-N6-)-methyltransferase activity
Source: RefSeq, a predicted model, not a curated record